AUGAUGGAACUGGGGCGUAAAAGCAUAUUUGGCCAUGCUGGCCACGAACUGGAGCCGGCCCUUCUACACUUAUCAGAUUCGCAACGGCAGUAUCUCAAGUCAUUGUUGGAAGAGCAUUCGUUGGACUACGUCAUCAGAAAGUGUAGGAAGGAUUUUUCGGCUAAGGACUCGAGGAUGCCUGGUUAUCGAGAUGCUGAUGAUUUGAAGUCGAUUCAGUUGCGGCAUGCGGAAAAUAAUGAAGACGAUGGCAUACGUCUCCUGGAAACGCCGAAAGAUCCCAGUGGAAAGGGCUUCACUAUGGUUAUAAUCACACCGCUACAAUUGCAUUGGUUGAAAGCGUAUUCUUCUCGAGGCAUUUCUAUGGAUGACACACAUGGUGCUACAAGGUAUAACCUGAAAUUAGCAACAGUUGUAGUUGCUGACGAACGAGAUAGAGGCCUCCCUGCAGCUUUCCUGCUAUCUUGUACGAUGGGCACGGUAGAUGUUGAAAAACUUUUCAAGGAGAUCAAAAAGUUGAUGCCUGAGUUUAAUCCCAAGCGGAUCGUUACCGAUGAGGCGAUGUGUUUUUAUAGUGGAUUCCGAUCAAUAUUCCCGUUGUCGGCGGCAAAGCUGCAUUAUUGCCGGUGGCACAUCAGUAAAAGUCGAGUAAAAAGCUGGGCAUCCUUCCACGUUGAUGGAGCCGUAAUGGACACCACGAUGCUGAGCGAGCGCUGGCAUUUGCGCUUAAAAAAUGAAGUUCUGCACAGAAACGCAAACCCCCGGAUUGAUUGCUUAGUAGAGCUACUGAUACGUGCUGUCGAAGACCUUGCGGAUUCAAAUGAGAUCAAGCAGACGACUAUAAGGCAUCGCAUGGCCCAAGCGCAUUACCAGGAAAGAUUUGAAAAAAUCAUGUCGAUAGGCAUAAGGAAAUGGGAGGUCGAAGGAAAGAAGCCGGAUGCAAAGUAUAUAGUUGAGGACAAAGGAGGAUGCAUAUGUCCUCCAUCCUUGAGUAAAAAUGUGCAUUGCCCGUCGUGCAAUGUGUGUCCAUACUCAUGGAGGUGUAGCUGUUUGGACAAUAGAGCUGGCAUUUCAUGUGUUCAUCGACAUGUCGUAAAAAUAUUCGAAGACACGAAUGCAGCUUUCGGUGAAGAGCAGCGGCCACCAGUGAUGCUAGAGCACGAAGAAAUGGCUUUGCCCUCUACAUCUAGCGAUGUUGUUAGCGAUGCCCAAAGCCGUAUGGACAUGAGGAAAAGCAUACGGAAUAAAAUAGAAAUGGUGAGUUUCCCACAAGAACAGAGUUGCACGGCUUGA
Ostertagia ostertagi is the source of this 1290-nucleotide messenger RNA. The record is from the annotation of a GenBank genome assembly. NCBI's taxonomy places the organism in Eukaryota, Metazoa, Nematoda, Chromadorea, Rhabditida, Trichostrongylidae.